Messenger RNA from Capsicum annuum, 456 nucleotides. RefSeq lists its product as uncharacterized. Lineage: Eukaryota; Viridiplantae; Streptophyta; Magnoliopsida; Solanales; Solanaceae. The transcript has 2 exons. Gene Ontology annotation, biological process: chromatin remodeling. The record is from RefSeq and is a predicted model, not a curated record. Gene Ontology annotation, cellular component: nucleus. Bases 1 to 456 code for a protein of 151 amino acids.
AUGUGGUACUCAGGGAGUGAGAGGCAUCAGAAUGGAGUAGGCAUCUUAGUGGAUGAAGAGUUUAGAUGGCAGGUGGUGGAAGUUAUGAGGGUCAGUGAUAGGUUGAUGACAAUUAAGUUGGUUAUUGGGGGGUUUACGCUGCAUGUACGUAGUGUUUAUGUGUCGCAGACGGGCUUGGAUGCGGAGGUGAAAGCGAGAUUUUGGGAGGCUUUAGAUGAGGUGUUGAGAAGCGUGCCUAGCUCGGAGAAUAUUGUCAUAGUACGGGACUUCAAUGGGCACAUUGGGGUUUUACCGGGAGGCUAUGAUGAUGUGCAUGAAAGUUUUGAUUUCGGUGAUAGAAAUGGUGAGGGGGAAGCUUUGUUGGAUUUUGCGAGGGCCUUUGGGCUGGUGGCUUCUGGUGAUGGACUUGAUAAUCAAGAAGAGCAAGAAGAGAAGUGCCGGGGAGGGUUGACCUAG